Messenger RNA from Mesorhabditis spiculigera, 2814 nucleotides. NCBI's taxonomy places the organism in Eukaryota, Metazoa, Nematoda, Chromadorea, Rhabditida, Rhabditidae. The record is from the annotation of a GenBank genome assembly.
AUGACGGAAGCAUGGAAAUCCAUCGGUCGCCACUUUUGCGAGAUCUGCAAAGUAUGGAUGACCGACAACAAAUUGUCGCGCGAUUUCCACGAGCGUGGCCAGGCCCAUCAGAAUAUGAUCAAGGUCCGCAUCGCCGAGUCGCAGAAGAAGGCGCAGGCUCGCGAUAAGCAGAUGCAAGAGCACAACUCGAUCGUCUCGCAGAUGGAGCAGGCGGCCGUGGCGAAGAUGGUUCAAAUGGGGGAAGAUCUGUACCAUGGGCCCUCAUUACCAACAGGUGUCGUCACCAACUACUUCGACCCGCGAGGUCACCGAGGGGCGCAGUCGAUGGCCACGGAAAUAGCGCGAUUUGAGAGCGGCGGUCCUUCUUGCGUGGCUCCAUCACUCGGGAAUGACCCAUCAUCGAAGAUGCGAACAGGGCCUGCUGGCAAAGGCCAACCUCCCGAGAAGAAGGUCAGGGAACGACCACCGCCCGGCGUCGAUCUGUUUUCCGAAGUAUGUCCCAGCAGCACAGUACGCGAAUUGCCGAUGUCACUGGACGGGCAAGCGGUAGAUAUUGAAUGGGUCCAGUCGUACGAUGAGACCGGCAAGCCGUACUACUGGAAUAUGAACACGCAGCAGCGCAAAUACAAAUGCCCGGGCGCGUAUUACAAGGCCGAGGAGUACGCGAAGCGCUUGAAGUUGAUGGAGAUUGCCGGCAUUCCGGCGGUCAGCGCCGCUCGACCACCACCCGUCGACAUCCGCCUGAAGAACCGAGCCGCCAAACGCGCCGCCAAGCAGGCAAAGAAGGAGACACCGCUGGAGAAGCACAAGCGCGAGGAGCGCUACGAGGCGGAAUAUGUGGCCAAGAUGGAGGCGCUGGAAGCGGAAGCACGGAAACAAGCCGAUGAAAAUGGAAUGGACAUCCCGCUGCCGCCGGCCGAUCAGCCUCCUCCUCCCCCACCUCCUGCGCCAACUCAACCCACGACUUCCAAGCCAGCAUACGUCCCCGGCAGAUCCGUGACUGUUGAUCUUCCACCUGGCGUGCCGAAACCCCCGAAAGCUCCGAAAUUCGAAGAAUCGGCGGAACCAGAAACUAGUAACCCGUUUUUGCCGGUCGAAGCGAGCGCUCUCGGUGCGUGGGUGCGAGUGGUGAAGACAAUUGACAAGGAGCCCGUGUUCUCGCCGCUGACCGCAAAAUAUCGUGAAAUGGAAGAGGAGGAGGCGAAAAAGGCCGAGCAACAAAUGCAAUUCGAAGAGAAAGAACCGCCGAUUGUUUUUGAAGAAAAGACGGCCCCCGUCUCGACAAAGAAAACGACGAAGGUCGUCGAGUUCAAGAAGAAGGGAGGCGCCCCGAAGAAUGUCGUCGAAAACCAGCGUCAAUUCUUCAACACCGGCGCCACCCGGCCACUCGAAUUCCGCAAGCAGCAGCUGAAACAGCUGCGAAAGAUGCUUGUCGAGUGUGAGGGCGAAUUGGCCGAUGCCGUUUACCAAGAUCAUAGGAGGAGCCGCGAGACGACCCACCUCUACGAAAUGGGAGGCUCGAUCCAGGAAAUCGACUACUUCAUCGACAACCUCGCCGAUUGGGCCAAGCCGCAAAAUGUCUCGAAGACGAUGCUGAACCUGUUGGACACACCCCAGAUCGUCAAGGACCCGAAGGGAGUGACGCUGAUCAUUGCCCCGUGGAAUUACCCGAUUUGCAUGAUCACCUUGCCGUUGAUCCCUGCACUGGGAGCUGGAAACACGGUGGUGAUCAAACCGUCUGAAGUCUCCGAGCACACCGCCAAGGCCAUGGAGAGCUGCAUUGCCCGAUAUUUCGACCCGCGCGUUGUUACCGUCGUGAAUGGGGCCGUCAAGGAGACCACCGAGUUGCUGACGGAGCGUUUCGACCAUAUCCUGUACACCGGAUGCCCGCCGGUGGCCAAGAUCAUCAUGGCGGCCGCGGCGAAACAUUUGACGCCCGUCACGCUCGAGCUGGGCGGGAAAUGCCCUGUCAUCAUCCGCGACGACGCCGACAUCGACAUCUCGGCGAAGCGCGUCGCCUGGGGCAAGUGGAUGAACUGCGGACAGACUUGCCUGGCCCCCGACUACGUCAUGGUCACCGAGAAGAGCAAGGCCAAAUUCGUGGAGUCUCUCAGGAAGUAUGUACGCGAAUUCUUCGGCGACGACGUGCAGGGCAGCAAGGACUACUCGCGUAUCAUCAGCAGCCGCCAUUUCGACCGAGUGGCCGCACUGCUCGACAAGACGCAGGGCAAGGUGCUGAUAAGCCCCGGGGAGCGAAAUCGCGACGAUCUCUUCGUUCCGCCCACCGUACUCGACGUGCAACGCGAUGACGCUUUUAUGGAGGAUGAGAUUUUCGGCCCGGUGCUGCCCAUCCUGACCAUCAACAGCUUCGACGAGCAGCUCGAGUACAUCCGCGAAGGAGAGAAGCCCCUGGCCGCGUACAUCUUCACGCGCAGUGACCGUGAUGCCGACCGUCUUCUUUGCGAGACGACGAGUGGCGGUGUCACCGUAAAUGAUGUCAUUAUGCAUUUGCUAGUCGAUACGCUUCCAUUCGGCGGUGUUGGCAAUUCCGGCAUGGGAAGAUAUCGCGGCAAGUUCGGCUUCGACACGUUCAGCCACGAGAAGUCGGUGCUGAAGAAGGGGUUCUUUGGCGAGAGCCUGUUGUUCGCUCGCUACCCGCCAAUGACCGACAAAAAAUUCAAGAACAUGCAAUUCCUGACCGGAAAGCGUCGUGGAGUGCCGACAUUCAUGUCUCGAUUCUUCCCCACCCUGCCCAUCAUCAUGAUUUCGGUUAUCGUCGGCAUCGUCCUCCAGAAGUACCGCGCAAUUCUCGGC